AUGGCUACUGCUCCGGUGGUUGUGCCUCGCAUGAAGCUGGGCUCGCAGGGGCUGGAGGUCUCGGCGCAGGGCCUCGGCUGCAUGGGCAUGUCAGUCGCCUACGGCGAGCUCAAGCCCGAGCAGGACUUGAUCGCGCUCCUUCAACACGCGAUUGCCGCCGGCGUCACCUUGCUCGACACAGCCGACGUCUACGGGCCUCACACCAACGAGAUCCUAAUCGGCAAGGCGCUGCAAGACGGCGUGAGGAAGAAGGUGGAGCUGGCCACCAAGUUCGGCGCUCUCGUCUUAGCCGACGGCAGCUGGGAUGUCCGCGGGGACCCAGCGUACGUGCGGGCGGCAUGCGAGGCCAGCCUCGCCCGGCUUGGUGUCGACUGCAUCGACCUCUACUAUCAGAUUCGUAUUGACAAGGAUGUCCCCGUCGAGAUCACGGUCAGAACCUACUUAUGUUCACGUCAUUUAAACAUUGAGAACUUCAUCAUGGGUGAGAUCAAGAAACUAGUCGAAGAAGGCAAGGUAAAAUACGUCGGGCUAUCUGAAGCAUCGGCGUCCACGAUCAGGAGGGCACACGCAGUUCAUCCUAUUACUGCCAUCCAGCUCGAGUGGUCCCUCUGGUCAAGAGACGUUGAAGAAGAUAUAAUCCCCACUUGCAGAGAACUUGGCAUUGGAAUUGUGGCAUACAGUCCACUGGGUAGAGGGUUCCUAUCCACUGGACCUAAACUGGUGGACACAUUAACAGACAACGAUUUUCGCAAGUAUCUACCACGAUUUCAACCCGAGAACAUGGAGAAGAACGCUGCCAUAUUCGAGCAUGUGAGCGAGAUGGCUGCCAGGAAAGGAUGCACGCCCUCGCAGCUCGCGCUGGCCUGGGUUCACCACCAGGGAGACGAUGUGUGCCCCAUACCUGGCACCACAAAAAUUGAGAAUUUCAACCAGAACGUGAGAGCUUUGUCUGUGAAGCUCACACCCGAAGACAUGGCAGAGCUCGAGUCAUUUGCCGCCAUGGAUGUUGUGCACGGUGAUCGCUACCUCAACAUUCACCCCAACACCUGGAAGGACUCUGAGACCCCUCCCUUGUCAUCAUGGAAAGCCACUUAGAUA
Messenger RNA from Lolium rigidum, 1098 nucleotides. RefSeq names its product probable aldo-keto reductase 2. NCBI's taxonomy places the organism in Eukaryota, Viridiplantae, Streptophyta, Magnoliopsida, Poales, Poaceae. The record is from RefSeq and is a predicted model, not a curated record. Gene Ontology annotation, cellular component: cytoplasm. Bases 1 to 1095 code for a protein of 364 amino acids. The transcript is spliced from 5 exons.